UGCCUCACCCUGUAUAUAGCACAUUACCGUCUAGAUAGGUACGGUCUAACAUAAUAUAAUAGAUGCACGAUAGCAACAGGCAGUUGCCGCCCUCUCGCGAUCAACGCUUCAGUAGGACGCUGUUGAUGACGAAUAUAUUAUAUACCUGUGUCAUAAAAUUUUUCAUAUUUACACUUUGCAUUGUAAUAUCUCCACUUGUACAAGCAAAAAUAAAAAUAAUUUUCUGAUGUACAGUGAACAUCAGCUAUCGAUUGAGUCUAAUCGCGAAGUUAAUCCAUUCAGCCGUUACUGAAAUCCGAUAAUCGAGGGUGUGCUCAACUAAUUGCUUCGCGUGUAUGUACAUAGGCGGUUUCGCCGUUCGUAUGUCGCUUUGCUCAUGCACUCGUUGCAAGACAUGUCUCUUGAUGAUAAUGUGAGAAAGAUUCUCAGAUUAUUUCCGGUGAACUUAUUACCAGCCUUUCAACUUGUUGCUACGAAAUAAGCGUUGAUCAUAAAAUGAACUAAUGAGCAUUUUACGAGACAUUUUAAUACAAUAAAAAAAAGAAUCCGUUCAAGCUCUCUGAAUCGUAAGAGAGAUAUCAGAAUUCUCCACGAGUACGUUUCUUCCAUCCAACUAAAAUAAAUGGAAUAAAAGUGUUUCAUGGGUUACUUCGUUACGACCGUGCGAAUAAAACUCUAGGCAUUGUUAUCGUAUCCUGCCAGAGUGGAAAUUAAAUUCUCGCGAAACAACAGCUAAACUUCCUAGGAAAGUUUCAUCCGUAAUCUCUAAUGAACUUUUCAGUAUUUUUCGUUUUUUUAAUGGCUUUGUUAUUAGGAAACUAAGGGAAGUAACAUACGACAAUAGUUAAACGAUAAUGGAUAAAAGACAGAGUUGGAUUACAAGUUUAUCUAUAACGAAAUCAUUGCGCGUAUAAUAUUAACACUUAAAGAAGCUACUAUAUAAAUAUGUUAUUAAAAUUUAUGUACUUACAUGUAUAUUAUUUUUGCUAAAAAUAAUACAGAUUUUCCAUUCAACCCAAUAUUACACAUUAAAUAAAUAUAGAAAUUGACAUUGAAUAUUAUCGAAAGGCUUGUAUCUGUUCCUCAAUUAUUUUUUCUGCUUCAAAUGGCUUUUUUGACAAAGGAGGCUUUUUUAAGGAGACAGAACAAACACAUAAAGAAAUAUUCAAUAUGUUCAUAGUUUACUGAAAACAUCUUUUGUAUGGAUGUGCUCCGCGACGAAACUUGGCUCCGGAAGUACGAAUUUCCGGUGACUCCAACACGCCAAGUAAUAGAGAGUAAAACCUUUCACCAAUAUAGGAUGAUUGAAGCAAUUUAUGUCAAAGCGCCUUCUCAUACAUACUAGGGUGGAUACGUAUGCUAUAUUUAUAAAAUUGUUUCUUGCGUUAUCGCUUUGGACUCCUCUUAAAAUCGUUCCAUUUGGAGAAGUAUGAAAUCGUACCAACUGUAAACUCAGUCGGAUAACGGAAACACAUGACACAAUCCUGCUAAAGGUGAAACAAAUAAUAUUUUUCACGAAAAGUGGAAAAAUGCGAUAAAAAGAAUAAAAAUUAAAUAUUUUUAUUUGUACAUGUUGACCAUUAUGUUUACUAGAAAACGCACAUGAGGAAAAUAAAGAAGUGAAAAUACUCUGUGAAUGUAAUUUUAUAAAUCCUUGGUAAGAGUAGAUGUCUUCAGUAGAUUGCUUCCUCUUCUCAUUUCUCGACAAAACUUGAUUAAAAUCAUACAUAAGCUUAACUUCUCCUCCUGUUGUGUCAUUUACGACUUUUAGCGUUUAAAACUUUCCAUCCCGAUUUGAAAACCAAUUUCAUUUACCCACACAGUAAGAUCUUUCUCGAGAUCCAUCUAUUGAAUAUUGUUCGAAGAAACGAUUUGAUUAUUAUGGUAAUGCUCAAUUCCACAGUUCAAAUAAUUUGGAACAUUUUUUGCAUUUAUUCGUAGUCUUUUUAUCGAUUCAUCGGAUAAUAGAAUGCUAUCAUUUCAAUGAUUUUACCAUUCUUUUAUUUGUUUCAAUUGUAAUGUGUCUGUCAAAACAUCCCAGCGCUGUUGUUUCUGGUAUCAAAUACAUUAAUAAUCGUGAAAUUGCGACAUUACUUGUGUAAUGUAACACGGCUUAUGUUUUUAUCAUUUUUACGAUAAAGAUCUUUUAAAAACUGAGAAAUCUUGAGAGGAAGCUUUUACUUCAAUUGCAACUUGGAUCCAUGCUUUUACGUACAAAAUAAGGAGAAAUACGCAAACGUCUCAGAGUCCAACAUUUUCUUUGGUCGUAAUAUUGAACUCGUCUCGAAAUAAAAACAUUUUGAAACAGUAAAUGGCCAUUGAGCAUGGUGAAAAGCUCCUGGAGCUCGAAAAGGCAUACCACCUAGAAAAUACAACCACGAGUUUGAGUAAUUCUUGGUGAUCUUUUCGAUUAUUGUUCCUUUUCUAACGUUAUUAACAUAAAUUGAAGCAGUUUCAUUCUCCUAAGAGUCGUACCUGAUCAUGUUGAAUUCUGGGUUUAAAGUUUGAUUUGUUUAUCAAUAAUAAGAAUUAUAUAAAGAUAUAGAAAUUACGUAUUUAAAUUACAAAAAAAGUUCUCAAAAUAUCCUGCGCUUCACUUCUGACAAUAUUUUAAUCGUUUUUAAGCAUCCUUUAAUAUCCUUUGCGUGGAUCAUUCAUUUUCAUCUGGCCUAAUCAGAAAAGCAGACAAGUUGACUUCUACGAGAUAGUAUGUCAUUGCUGCAGGAUUCCCAUAAGGUUCUGUCUCUCCCUUCUCUUUCUUCCACUCCCUCCCUCCUCUCUCUUACUCACUCACUCUGUUUCUCUUGGGAACUAUGCACAUGUUGACCAGUUGGAGGGGAUUCAGACGCAGCAGCUGGUUGCUUGCUGUGGAACAGAUUGGGAGAAUCGCGUUCGCAUAUGUACCCAUCAGUAAUGCUACAUCGGUGGUAUUCAAAGCCUACAGGGAACGUUACAUUGCCAGAAUUGUGACACGUUCGCAUGAUUUUCGUAUACUAAGUUCACGCGUACUUGUGUAUAGAAAACAUCGACAAGGAAAGAAUGGCGCUGUGAAAGUGCCGUGCGUCGAUUUUUCAUAGCCGUCAUACUUGAAAGAUCCGUCUCUCCGACUCCGGCUGGAGCGCAGCAACGGCGUGCAUAGCAGCGACGGUUGGAAAAUGUGAGCGCGCACGUGACAACGCGUAUCGUAGCGAGCCGUGCACGUUUCGUCUCGACCGUCGAUAAACCAAAAUCUUCAAAUAUCUAUUUCCGUUUUACGCGCAACGUAUCCUCACUUGUAUCGUCUAUAUGGGCGUUUCAUUUCAACUCCAUUGUGUACACGUACGGGACAAAAUUCAACGAUUUAUAUGAAAAUUUCGUUCUUCGAAGCAACGUGCCUACGAUAAAAACAUAAAGAGGUAUCACCAAUCAGCAGCGAAAAACGCAAAGGGAUCACGAAUUUCCAAACGGCAUCUCCAAGUAACAGCGAUAAUUAAUACUGAUGUAGAAAAUAUAACUUCCAAAUUAUAUCGAUGAAUAUCCAUCGGGAAGCAGCUUACCGCGAUGUUCCUUGAACGAAAAACUCAUGAGGCAUGCAAAACUCACGGGCACGAUGACGACGUCGUUUUCGUGCAUGGAGAUGUCAUUGUGAUUUCCGAUGUGGUACGCAUAGAAACGAUCACGUCGAAUGGAAUCUACUCUGUGAUAGGUAGUUGCAUAGGCACCCGUAUGCCCGGCGAGCUUGCCUUCCUCAGAGACACGAGUGGGAUUCUAGCGUGACUUUAAUCCCGAUCGACAUGCCAUCGAUGGCAUUCGAACGGAGAACGGACCCACACACGUGUUAUUGCGAGAUUGAUGUAACUGUGCGAAAGCGUUACACAGCCAUAAUAAACGACACAGUAGAAAUUUCCGAGGAUCCACGACGGCAACGACGAUUGCUUAAGGUCUCGCUCGAGAUGGCAAGGUAAAUUGCGCCACCUCCAUCCGCUCGAUUUCUCCACGUGAUGUUUACACAGGGUCUUUUUCUACACAAACUAUAUAAGUUACCGAACUGUAUACAUCUGAGAGCAUAUUCCUGCGACUGUGUAAGUCCUGUGUAAGAAAAAUUCCGUAACUAGGUCCGAAAUGACAUAAAUAAGGAUCGGAACUCGGUCAGUUAUGCAUAGAUAUGUGUCCACCGACGCGUACAGAUGCAAAUAUCUAAGAAACUUGACGUGACUCUUCUUUCCGAAAAGGAAAUUUUAUCGGGACUAGGAUCGAUAACGAGAACAACGUUCUAAAAAAAGAAAUAACAGCGCCGUAACGGAAAAGAAGUGAGUUGAGAAUUAGUCACAAAUUAAGAGGAAAACUUCAGUCCAAAGUAAUAACAAUUGUGCAACUUGCGGAAAUAUAAGAGUAUAGAAAAACAAGCAAAAGGAAAAGCAUCAAAAGAGAGAGGUGUUGUCAGAAUAAUUAAUACGAUAAUUGUCGAAAAAGAAAACGUCCAAUAGUUGCGGACAUUCAUUCCGCCCUCUCUAUUUUAUCUCAUAUUAUUUUGAAUUGUAUUCUUCCGUACGUGCCCCUUCGAUUUGAAUUUAAAAUAUGAUGCUCAUCGGGAAUGUCAAAGGAUGCACUUCCUCAAAUCGAAUCGAAUCCUAACAAUUUACUCUGGAAACCAAUGAGCUGCAACUGCUCUUUUCAAUUGAUGCAGUCACGCUUAAAUCUUUAUUGCUUUUGCUUUCGCAAGAAGCAAACUGGCACGGCCCACAUACAAGUACUUUAAUCGAUCACUGUUCUGUGACGAAUACUUAUGAAUUUUCUAACAGAGAGAGCUGCGGUUGUUAUUGUCAGAAUCUUGAGUAAAUGUUUCAAUCACAAUUGUUUGUAUCUCCGAUAUACAUAGAUAUGAAAUAUUGUUUUCUUCGACAUCAUUGCCAAAAUUAUCAAUGAAAUGAUAAUUUGGAUCGAUAAUCUUCUUCAACAUUAUUAUAGUUAUUUAUAAGAAGGAGAGAAGGAAUAGAAAGAUGGUGUGUAUAUAUAUAUAUAACAUUUGAUGCGCACACAUCGUAGUCGGGAACAAAUGUCAAAUGGAAAUGUCUGUGCGCUAUGUACGUCGAUGUUUGAUGAUGAUCAGACUACAGGCGAUCUUGUCAUUGAUCUUGGAGCAUACACUUCACCGUCAUCAAGAUCUUAACGACUAGCGGACGACAGCAAUAAAUUUGAUUGGACUGGCAAAUUGUCGGUCGCUCCGAGGAGGAACAAGCGACGAGUUCGGAAUAACCACUUCUUCGUAAUAGCCAAUUGUCGCGCGACGGAAUUGUCCAAGUGUGAGUGCGUGUCCUAAGUAAACAAUAAAAUCGUUUCAGAGACUACAGUUCGCGUCGUGUCAUCGUUCUAUCGUGACGGAAUCCACGCUAAAUCCCUUUCAUCGUUAGCUGCUUUUUCGCUUCGUAUAAAUAUUUAAUAGUUUUGUCGCCUCGAGAGACAAGUGAACAUCAUGUUCCGCUAGUCAGAGCCGACUCGAAUAGAAGACUCGAUUUAUGCAUUUACAUCAAGCUAAUCAGCAUUUUAGAAGUUUAUAACUAACAAUAAGCCUUCAAGCGUAAUUUGCGUCUUGCGCUCCGAGAGGAAAGCCUGAGCGCCAAGAGGGAAUAAGUCAAUGAACUUUUCCAGCUUUAUUUAGCCAAAGAAUUAUAUUACAGUUUUAUAAAGUCUCACAACUUCGAAGCUUUAUUCUACCAAAGAGAGUCAAAGCAUUCUUUAUUUUAUCGCUGACAGCGAUAAUAUACUGCCAUUGGUAAUUUAUAAAAGAAGCAAUAAUCCGAAGAAUCGAUCUUGUCGCGUCUAGAAUACUCGAAAAUCAAGAUUCUUAAAAGGAUUAGAGAUCUCAAUAGGAUUUCGAGAUAUAUCAAGUGGCACUAUAGUACAAUCUCCAAAUGAAAUUUCGCAAGUCCUCGUCCAGUCCGAAAAUGGAAUUACUCUCAAGACAUCCCUCAGAUGGGAGGAUGUCGAUCUUGAAAAGGUCGAAAUCCUUCCGAGCAUCCAUGAAACUGAUGUCAAAGAUACGCAGUCACGCGAAUCUGCGAUUGCCCACUGGUUUCGAUCUCUCGCCCGUCUCGGAGAACUGUACCGUCAAAAAAAGAGAGCGUAAUCGCCAUGUCCUCGAAGAAUCUCAAGACAAGAGAUCAUCGAAUCCGCAAAACGAUCCCGAAGAUCCGAGUUCACGCAUCGAGGAUAACGUUAGUGACAAGACAUCCUCGAGUCUUGGAAAGAUUUCUUUGUCAGCGAAUGAUGUUGAUUCACAAGAGAUCACGAAAGAUUUCAAGAGCAAACUAUCCCUUACUGAUCAAAUAAUCAGUACGGACGGCAAAAAUGUGGAAAGUCCCGCGACAAAGGAUGAAGAUGCGAAAUCACCAAAGCUCAUUGACAUUUUUCGCAAGAAAUACACCGUAGAGAACUCGUAUCCUCAAGGGAAGGAACCAAACAAACAUAUCUUCUACGAGAAUCCAACAUUCGUAUUGGACAGUUCCUUCGACUCCUCUGUUUCUAGUUUCCUCUUUGAGACUGAACAAGAAGAGGAGGAGCAACGACGAGAUUGCGAAAGCAAGUAUACAGAGUCCCACGAGUGCAAGGUUCUGACCGUUGUCGUGGAUUCCCAUAAAGCUGCAACUAACCAGCAACUUUAUUGCAAGCGAGAUGAGCACGAGGACAAAGAUUGUCUCAAAAACGAAAGUACGAAGAACGCGUUCCCUCCUAGAUGCGAAACAAGCAGCGAAGACUCGCAGGCAAGCGUGACGACCGAGAGCCGAAGAACUGCCGAGUCGUUUGCCGGAUUUGAUCGCUCAAAGAUAAAACUUUAUUGUAAGAUACACGAAACGGAAACGCGGAACGUGUUAAACCGUUUGCAAGAUGAAAGAUUUCUCGACAAUAUCAAGACCUAUCCUUCCAUGUCCUGUAAAAUCAGGACAGUUGACAUCACCAACUUUUGGACGAGUAAACGUGGUAGUAGUUUUCGAAAUAAGAUGGCAGCCAGUAGAAAAAGAGACGCAAAGGAAGCGAAGGAUUACAAGCGGGUCGGUCAGGAGCAAGUUCUCGUGUCGACGUCGUCGGGAUCAAAGUUACACUCAUUACAAGGGAUGGAGUUUCUAGAAGGUUUUGGCAAGAAGAAACAACAGCCCCAUCAACAACUAAAUAACGUGUCAUCGAUACACGUCAGUCCUCUCUCGGCCCAAUCUCUCAAUAUACACUUGCAUGCUCUAUUUGCGGCUGUGGAACAUGGUCACGUCGAUAAAGCGCGAACCAUUUUGGAAUCUACCGAUGUGGACGUAAAUAGUGUUAACAGCGACGGCUUGUCACUAUUAGAUGUUGCUGUGCUUAGCAACAACAGACCACUGGCAAAAAUGUUGGUUGCGUUCGGUGCGCAGGAAGGGAAUCAAUUUAAAUCUCCGGAAUCUCUCGGAAGUCAUUUAGCAUCGUUGCUCUCGGAAGCGGAACACAGAGUACAAGAACUCGGCGGCAGUAUUUCUGGCAGCAGUGGGACCACUCUGCUGGAACCACCAAGCAGUCAUAGAGCAAGUUUUUCCACGCAACACAAUAAUCUCACGGGAUGCAGCGGUAACACAGAGGACAAGCAGCUCACCUUAUGGGAAAGAAGAGCCCGAGCCCUCAGAAAGAUGUUACUGGGUUUUGACCAAGCACGACCACCCGACAUACCCUUCCUGGUUGCAGUUGACGUUACCGGUACAACUUCGAUAACGAUCAGAUUUCAAGAACCAGACUCGCACGACUCUCCAAUCUGCACCAAGUUUAAAGUUCAGUGGAGUUUACACGAUGACUUCUCAACGAUUUGUGGCGAGAAGGAGGUUCUGGACAUGAAGCAAAGGGAGUGUCAAAUAGAAGGUCUAACGCAAGGGCAAAAGUAUCACUUUCGUGCUGCUGCUGGAAAUUUGAAGGGUUUCAGUAGAUUUAGGAAUUCGACACCCGCACAUGUUACACCUAGUAGUUGGAGAGACAUAGAUGGCAGAGUACCAAGAUUUGCGGGACGCUUGGAACAAUUAAACACGCUAUUCACCGAUAUAAGGCGACCGGAGUACACGCAGGAGACACCUGCAGUACAAAGGCGAAAUCCGAAGAAAAAGACAACGAUAAAACAACUGUUUACGGCGACGAGUAAAUUCCAAAAAAAUCUUAGGCGAGGCGUGUUCCUCGCGUGCCUACUUUACCACGAGGAUAAGGUGCUCGUUACCAAUGAGGAUUUCUUACCGGUGAUCGAAAUCGACGAAACGUAUCCUAGCUGCAUCUACAACGAUUUUCAUUGGCUGAUGAAGGUUGCUUGCACUUGGGACGACGUUAAAUCCCUUCGACAAGAUAUGGAAAAAAGUCACAGCAGUUCAACCAAUCAUUUUAGGAUAAAACUGCUUCAAGCUGCUGCUCAAAUGCAGGCUGCAUUGUGCAUACAAGAUCUCGGACAGUUAUAUCACAAACCGAUUAGAGACAUCCAAGGCACUUUAGUGUUGUCGACGGUAAAUUAUAUAAAAUCGCCGAAACUGGUUUCUGUAUUGAACAGUAGAUGGUUGCCACUCAGUAAGAUAAUAAAGAAAGUCAUAACACACGAGGAUAGUAAUGUCGCUGAUAUCUUGAUGGCCAGCAUACAAGAGCAAAUGACAUAUCAUCAAGUCAGUAAUAUCAAACUGUCUAAAGGCUUAUAUCUCGGUUACUUGAAAAUGCAAAGCAGCGUCGAUCUCAUACAAGUUGUUGUCCCGACCAAGUCUCCGAAUGUAUUGCCACACUGCAAGAUUCGCGAUAAUCCACACGUUUCCGCGGAGGAGUGGGAUUACCUAAAGAGAGUAACACAUAUCUGCACGUCUGAAUUUUCCGCAAAGGAGUCUGAAGAGAAGGAGAAUGUAACGAACGAAGCUCAGGGGACGGAACAGCAGAAACUGUUCGUUGAUUUGGUAGCUGCGACGGCGCGACGACUGUUCAAUUACAUGGAGAUUAGUCUGGAGGAUUCGCUGGUACAUCGGCUUUAUGACGCCGAAGUGAUCGAUUUGACACACGACGUAUCAUUCCUAAUCACUGUGCCACCCGCCGAAACUGCUUGCUGCGUGCCCGGUACACGGGAGAUCCUGCUGCAACGUGGCGAUCUGCUAUCGCUGCCGAUCCAGGUCUUCGAAAUGGUGCAUUUAAAUACCUAUCAGAAGGACGUAAUUAAUCGUUAUUCAAGACUCAGCUGCAUCCUAGAACUUGACACGGCGCAAGCUCAGCAUAAUCACAGGGAAGCAUUCAGCUCUUUAGAGUUAAGUGUCGCUAAGGACAAACUAGCGAGAUUGCAGGACCUGCAAACGCAAGUGAACACGGUAUGGAAAGGCGCUAGAUGGCUGAUUGACGUUAUAACUUUCGCAAGAGAUCGCAGCUCCUCCCAACAGAGUACCGGCAUAUUUAUAAAGCAUCUGCUUAGUCUGGACAGGAACAAAAAUAGUAACAGCAGUAAUAGUCUGAAGCGAAGUCUAUUACAAUUGCCGUCUAGGGAUCCCAAGCUCGUGAAAUCGAGUCCCGGCCGAGGCAGUUGGCCGGGACCGAAUCUCUCCAAUUCAUCCUCCAAUCUUCUCACGACGGAAUUCAGCAAGAGUGAGCAACAACUGCCUAGCGGACAAUACGUACGCAAGGGUAGUAAUACUUCUAACGCAUCCACCGGUUCGGAGCAGCAAAAGUCAUCUUGCGCACCGAUGAGUAGCAAUAGCAAUUUAAGCAAUCUCACGACCACCAGCAGCACUAACCAUUUGGUACCGAUGCAAAACACGAGGUUACCACCCUCCAAAUCCGAAGACACUCUAAUUCUCGCCAGGUAUAAGCACAGUCCGCGAAAUCGAUCCGCCACGAUAACGUCGGCAUCGGCUAGCACGAGUCCGUUACUGAGUAUCAAGCCCAUCAUCUACGGCGGCUCGCUCUUGAGUGUAUCCACAGCGAUGACCAACACCACGAGCCUGCUCAGCGUGAGCAACACGAACUCGGACAGCUUGCACUCUUUGAGUAGCGACGAAUACGCUACGCCGAAUUCGAGUGUCUGUUUGAAACCGACCGGUCAUCCAAUCAAAGUGAAAGCGUUUAAACCGACCGCGAGCGUUGCGGCGAUGGCCACCGUUUCGCAGGAUAACCAACUCGACGAAGAAAAAGAAGAGGCGAAAAUGAUGCCAGCACCACUACCAGGCAUUCUUCAGGUUUACGCGGCUUACGAAACUGGUUUGGCAGCUGGCACGAGUUUAAAGCUACACGUAACACCAAGGACCACGGCACGGGAGGUCGUGGAUCUCGUCGUUAAACAGCUGAACAUGGCUGUAGGUCUAAAAGGUCAGAAGGGGCCUACUUACACGGCCGAAGAGUUACCGAACUUUUGUUUAGUUGCCGUAAUUGGUGCGCGGGAGCGAUGCUUAAGGGACGAUUUUAAGCCCCUUCAAUUGCAGAACCCGUGGAAAAAGGGACGACUGUACGUUAGGCAAAAGCAGGAUGUUCUUGCUGCCCUCGAACACAGUAGCAAGCACACCGCGUACUUGUAGCACAAGUAAAACAGUGGAUAACCAUCCAUUACUUUUACUGUUAUAAAUGAAUUUCAGUACAUUCCACAUGCGUAAACGUAACAUCCCUUGGUAACAAGUAGUGCAUGCGUGAUAUUUCGCAUAAAGUGACAUGGUCGUACUUCGUACAUCUUCGACGAUAAAAUUAUAUCGAUAUCGAUAUUGUCGAUAAAAUGAGAUAUUUCAGUACACAGCGCUUUUCUCGAAAAAAAAAAGAAAAUCUAUUUGAUUACCUUAGAAGCAAAUAUAUUUUUAUCUUAAGUUCACUCUCAAUUUAUAUAUCGUUUAAUGUGUUCUGGUCACUUUGUAUGAAAGAUAAGCCGUAUGCCUAUAACUUUAUAUUAUUCGCGGAGAAGAGUAUUUGGCCUCUUGAAUGACAUAAAUGACAUUAGCCAUUAGCAAUAAGUUUAAUCAGCCUUCUGAAGAUCGCUUAUUAUAAAAUAUAUGAAUUUUGUACUCUUUAUAAGCGAAAUAUCCUUUUCAAGAAAACUAAUCUUUUACAUUUACGGGAUUACAUUUUAAUUUAUUUUUGUUAUCAUAUAGAUAAAACAAAAUCUAUCAACUAGAUUCAAUUAGAUGACGCCCAAUUUUAGUCACUGAAAUGUAGAGAAAAAAGACAAAAAUCUAAUUAAGUAAAAUUAAUAUUGUUUCGCGGGCGUUUAAUUAUAGUUAUAGUAUAAUAGUUUGGCGUUUAGACGCCAAAAUCGCAACCUAGAUUACAUCGAGGAAUCAGCACGAGUGUGAUGAGCAUUCCCGUGGCUGAUAAAUAGGAAAUUCUCCUGUUUUAGACAAUGUGUACAUUCCGAAAUAAAAAUCGCGAAUUUACGCAAGAUCCAUGAUAUUCUUCAAAUGUUAGCUAGUUCGUAAAACGAAUAAUAUUGGAGACAUAGUGUCAUAUGUUAUGUAUCGAUCUCAAUAUUUUAUUCGAUAUCUAUAUUAUCAGGUAUAUAUGCAAGUAAGCUGCUUGAGAGAUUUUAUUAGUUCUUACAUCAGGUAAAAGAAAAAAAUAUUUGGACACUUUGAAUCGGUAAUAAUAAUUUUUAAAGUUAAUGAAAGUUUUAUACCAUCAAAGUUAUAAAAUAUCUGUAAAAAAGCACUGUACACAAACUCUCUGUUUUAAUAUGACCAGAUUAUUAUGAUAUUGUACAUGAUACUUUUUCUGCUUGAUUAGAUCCAUGUUACCAGGUUCCAAAAAAGGAAAUAAAAUGAUUUCAAUUGCGUUUUUUUAUGCGUGCUAAUCGGGCUUAAUAUAUUCUUCUCAAAGUGUUGGGUUAGUCAAAAAGUUUGAUUCGAUUUUUGCGUCAAAUUUAACUUUAUUGCAUUCAGUAGAAACAAAGUAUUUAUCAAUCAAGUAAUCUAUGGUCGUAGACGAUGAUAGUGGUUACUUGGUUGAUGAAUAAUUUAUUUCUAAUGAAUGCAAUAAAGUAAAGUUUGUCGCAAAACUCGAACCGAACUUUUUGACCGAUCCAAUAUCGAAAACAGAAUAAUACACAGAAGUUCCUAAAGUCUGGUAAGAGCAUUGUCUUCAGGCGAUUUGAGAAGAAAAAAAAGAUAUAUUUUUAGGAAAUUGUAAUUAAUUUUGAGAAAACAUACACAUCUUGUUGAUAAAAACAAGACAAGUAAGAAAAGAAUAUAAAAUAGUUAAGAGAUUAGUCUAUUAGUUUAAGAGUUUAAUUGGAGAAUGUCCUGAAUCUAAAGCGGCAGGUAACGUCUGAACCAGUUUUACAGUUAGUUAUUAGCAUAGUUAAGACGAAGAGGCUUAUAGACUGUUGUACAUAAUAGAACAAAGUAUUAUUAAUGCUACUAUUAUUUCAGAGUAAGUAAUAAACAAGUUCUAUUUUCGUUUAUCAUUUUAACUUAUGUAACUCUUGUUUUAUUCAACGCUAUGACUCAUAUACGAACCCUAUUUGUUUCAUUUCAAUCAUUCUACAACUGGAUAGGUUUUGUAUUUUAAUAAAACCGCAUAGUGAGAAAGAAUUCCAACAUAUAAGGGGGGUCGGAUUUAUCUGAAAGAUAUCAUACGUAAGAAGAAACACCUAAUCAAAACAGAGAAACAGAUUAACUUUUUUGUUUUUUGAUAGAGGAUGAAUUUUAGUGAAAUUUUUAAAGUUUGCAAUUAACGCGUCGCUAAGCAUAUAACUGCGACUGAUAACUUAAUCGGAUGAAAAUCCGAUUAAGCGAAAAAUAGGAUUAAUGUAUCCAAUGGUAAUUGUCAUAGCGCAGAGUGAUUUGCUGAAUAUACCCCAACCGCACAAUAUUACUGCACAAUAUUAGUUUAAUAAUAGAUGCGACGAAUUUCUCAAAUGUCCAAAUUGUAAUGCACAUUUCAUAUCUCGUAUAUGUAUAAUUGCUCGACUACAGAGCACAAGAUAAUACGUAUUUAGAGAAAUCUAGCUAUCUGGAUAGUGAAUAGUUAAUACAAAUCUGGAACGGAAAGCAAAGGCAAAAUAAUACGGACGUGUAAAUCUAUCUUUCUCUUAUUUAGCUUGCCGAAAACUUACGUAAUAUCGAUUUGUCAAGCGAAGAACUUGAUUUGAUAUCCAUAUAAAUACGUAUCGUGAAAUCCGUCCUUCACAUUGCAAAAUCAAUAUAGCUGUAUAUUCGAACGGUUCUUCGAAUAUUAUGCUUAUUGAGCAGUAGUAUCGUGCACCAAGGGGCCACUUGCGUUUAACAAAGAUUAACGCACGGUGCACAUAUUUUUUUAUCCACAAACUGGCAAGAAAUGACGACUUGCUAAGGACAGAGUAGAUUUUACUGGUUACAUAGAUAUAAGUCUGUACACCACUAAAAGCCCAUGAAAACUAAUAUCGUCAGCAGAGGAAAACAAAACGUAGACGUUACUCCGAUUUUAUGAUAAAUAUAAUUAUACAUACAACACAAUUUACAAUGAGUCAAAUUUUCUUUCUAUUAAGCUGACUAAUCUUUAUAAAAGAUAUGCCAGCAUAAUUUAGCGGUGUGUCAAUCCAAUCAUGUAAUCAGUUACAUCUGCUGCUCUCUCUAUUAUUUUUGCCUAGAUACACGCUCGCAUUGUUCAGACUGAUGAGCGCGCGUUUCUGUUUGGAGAUGAUAGAGAAAUUUAUUAGCACUAAGUGUUUAUCGAUGUUGAGUGUAAAAUAAUCGCUAGCAUAUAAGUGUUACAAUAUACCAGGUGGAAAAGCAAGAAACGUGCCGAGUAGUUGAGAUAUUUAUAAAUAUUCUGCAAAAGAGAGAGAGAGAGAGAGAUCGUGAAAAUGUAAGUGCGAAUGCGAGUACGCGCGCGUGCGACAGACAGACCAGAGAGAGAUUAUUUUGAACGAGACAAAAGGCGAAACGUCUCGUUUUUUACAAUACAUUUAUGAUGAUGUAAUUAUAGUUGUGCCUACGCAACGACGAUGUGAAUUAACUAACAGUCGGAAUUGAAAGAAAGAUUUUUCUCCUCCGCCCUCUUUCAUUUUAUUUAUUUCCUUCCAGACUUUAUUUUCUUGCAGAAGCAAAAAUUGCACGUGGCAUUUUGCACGCACGAUUUGCGAAUUUGUGAAGUAUAACUCACUCGCAUGCGCGAGUAAUUACAACGUAGUAACGAAAUUGAUAUUUAUAAAGAUGGGCUACGUUUCUGUUGCGAGAAUCACGGUUCAUUUUACAAAUCUUACAGAAACGUACUAGGUACUAAGGAAAUUAAUAACGAAAGAUAUGCAUUUUUCCCCUGUGAAGCAUCCUUCACGAGAUAUUCGCGAAAAAUGCUUUCUCUGUCGGGAACAAUUGAAGCGCACGAAAUAAAGUGUAAUAUUGUAUUUGAAUUGAUUGGAUUUAUUUAUCUUAUAUUCCCUAUUCGUGUAUAAUGGCAAAAGAAUAAAAAUCGACAA
Molecule: messenger RNA, 14368 nt
Organism: Ooceraea biroi (clonal raider ant)
Lineage: Eukaryota; Metazoa; Arthropoda; Insecta; Hymenoptera; Formicidae
Gene: wake
Product: ankyrin repeat and fibronectin type III domain containing protein wide awake
Biological process (GO): regulation of establishment of bipolar cell polarity; establishment of mitotic spindle orientation; signal transduction
Cellular component (GO): spindle
Molecular function (GO): protein binding
Source: RefSeq, a predicted model, not a curated record